UGAGCUCCCUCUCCCCCCACAAUGAGACUUCCAAGGGGAAAGAAGAGACCUUUCUUUCCUUAGGGUGGUACUAUGCGAAUCAGAAAUGUUCUCAUCUUCGGCUGAUGCACCAAGCCGAUCAAAAGCCCUGUUACAGAAGCAAACUAUGGUGGUCUGGAAUUGUACUUAUGGGGAUUGGAGAAAUGGGGAACUUUGCAGCCUAUGGAUUUGCUCCAGUCAUGGUCAUUGCUCCAUUAGGAAGCAUGGCUGUCAUAGGUAGUGCUGUUAUAUCUGUCUUAUAUUUAAAGGAGAACAUUAAGUCUGAAGGCAUAUUAGGUGGAACUGUAACAAUUGCAGGAACCUUUUUGUUGGUGACAUUUGCUCCACAUGUCUCCCAGGAAGCCAAUGCGAGAAAGAUACAGAAUGAUCUAGUUAGCUGGCAAUUCCUGAUUUAUGCGAUCAUUGAAGUAAUAGCCUUCUGCAUUCUUUUGUAUUUCUAUAAGAGAAGAGAAAUAAAGCAUGUUGUUCUUUUGUUAACAAUGGUGGCACUGCUAGCAUCUAUGACCAUCAUUUCAGUGAAAGCUGUGGCAGCCAUGAUAACACUUUCUGUGAAGGGGAACAUGCAGUUGACUUACCCUAUUUUCUAUCUCAUGCUCAUUCUAAUGGUGUUAACAUGUGUAUUUCAAGUCAAGUUCUUGAACCAAGCAAUGAAGCUCCAUGAUCCUGGAGAUGUCAUUCCAAUGAAUUACAUGUUCUUCACUAUUAGUGCUAUUUUGGCAGGAGCCAUAUUUUAUCAUGAAUUCCAAGACACAGGCUUGCUGAGUGGUUUCAUGUUUUUCUUUGGGUGUUUUCUGUCAUUUGUUGGCAUAUUUAUACUCACCAGGAACAGAGGCGAGGAAUGUUCGACAAGCCUUUAUAUUGACUGUGGACACAUUCCUGGGAAGAAGAUGAAGCAGAAAAUACAGCCAGAUUCAAACAGCUUAUCCUAUGGCUCUUUGUAUAAUGAAGGUGAUUCUGUGAAGACUCAAAGCUAAGAGAAAAGAGCACCUUAAAUUCCAGUUAACAAGAAAAACCUUCAAUUUAUUGGCUUUAUAUUCAACACCACCCUUUUAUCACACAUGUUCAUUAUGUGUCAAGUUAUUUUAUUCUGACAGCUCUUAUGGCUAUUUAAUCCUCUUUGGGGAUCCCCUGACUAUCACAAAUACUUUGCAACCUAAGCCAGCUAUUGUGCUUGGAAAAAAAGUAAGCAAUCAUUAAAUGGAUCUGGGUGUUUCCCAUGUGCAAUGGUCCUUUUGUGCUUGCUCUUUUUUUUUCUGUUUCUUUUUUCUUUUUUCUUUUUUCUUUUUUUUUUGCAACCAAAUAUGCUAAGACAGAGAUACAGCUGGGUCACAUGCUGGUUGGUUUCUACAUACAGUCUCACUGAUUUCCAUUUCAAUAGAAUAAGAUACAGAGAGCAAAUCAGAGUUAUGCCUGAUGCCACUUCAGCCAGAGCAUGUUUGUUCACUCUAUGGGUUGGAUCUAGUGUUAUUAACGUGGCUUAAAAGUACUCCUGUUGAAGUCAGUAGGAUAAGGAUAUAGCAGAGACUAUGGCGUGUUACAAACCGCCAUAUAGGGACG
Messenger RNA from Sceloporus undulatus (fence lizard), 1596 nucleotides. RefSeq names its product NIPA like domain containing 2 (gene NIPAL2). Gene Ontology annotation, biological process: magnesium ion transport. The transcript is spliced from 10 exons. NCBI's taxonomy places the organism in Eukaryota, Metazoa, Chordata, Lepidosauria, Squamata, Phrynosomatidae. Gene Ontology annotation, molecular function: magnesium ion transmembrane transporter activity. The record is from RefSeq and is a predicted model, not a curated record. Gene Ontology annotation, cellular component: membrane. Bases 105 to 1013 code for a protein of 302 amino acids.